Olea europaea var. sylvestris is the source of this 1729-nucleotide messenger RNA. RefSeq names its product basic 7S globulin 2-like. NCBI's taxonomy places the organism in Eukaryota, Viridiplantae, Streptophyta, Magnoliopsida, Lamiales, Oleaceae. Gene Ontology annotation, molecular function: aspartic-type endopeptidase activity. The record is from RefSeq and is a predicted model, not a curated record. Gene Ontology annotation, biological process: proteolysis. The transcript has a single exon. Bases 64 to 1302 code for a protein of 412 amino acids.
CCCUCCGCGACAAACACAAGAAAAUUGCAUUCAGAUCUACCUGUCUUCCUCGCUUUUUCUUUCAUGGCUUGCUCUGUACAUUUCUUUCUUGUUUUUUCACUCAUUUUCCUCUUUAAUUUUUCUGUUUCUCAAGAACCCGUAUUACCCAAAGCUGCUAUUAUUCCAGUGUCAAAAGAUCCUUUAACUCUUCAGUAUGUGACUCAAGUUUUACUGGGUGAAAAACUUGCCCCAGUUAAGCUUGUGGUUGAUGUUAAUGGUCCAUAUUUGUGGGUUGAUUGUGCUUAUAAUCCUCUGUCUAAAUCUCAAAAUCCCAUAAAAAGUUGCUCAAUUGAGUGUUCAAUGGCAAAAUCCAGUGCUUGUACCAUGUCUUUUGGCACCAAGAGUUGUACUCUUCAAUCAGAAAACCCCAUUUCAAGAAUGGUUACAUCAGGAAAUUUGGCUCAAGAUAGAAUUUCUAUGGAGUUUGAAGAUGGGGUGAAUUCAGGUUUUAUGGCCUCCAUUGAUAACUUCUUGUUUUCAUGUGUACCAAAAUUGUCACUAGAAGGCAUCGCCAAUGGUGCAAAAGGGAUUUUAGGGUUAGGAAACACAAGAAUUUCACUGCCAACACAAAUUGCUGGUACAUUUGGAUUUUUUCAGAGGAGAUUUUCUCUGUGUUUAUCCUCAUCAGAUGGUUUAAUUUCAUUGGCUGAGAGUUCUGAUGUGUCACUUUUGGGUGGGGAGAUUUCAAGAUCAAUGGUUUAUACACCCUUGAUUUCCAAGCCAAGUGGGGCAGGAGAAGAGUACAAGAUUAAUGUUAAGUCCAUCAAGAUUUCUGGUAAGAAAUUGUCUAUGAAUCAAGAAAAUAUUGGAGGGGCAAAAAUAAGCACAACUGUACCUUACACCACUAUGCAGAGCAAAAUUUAUGGCACAUUUGUUGAUGCUUAUAUUAAGGCUGCCACUUCCUUGAACAUAUCAAGUGUGGCUCCUGUGGCACCAUUUGGGGUAUGUUUUCGUUCAAAAGGGGUUGAAAAUUCAAGAAUGGGGCCAAAUGUGCCAAUUAUUGAUCUUGUUUUGCAAAGUGAGAUGGUGAAGUGGAGGAUCUAUGGGAGGAAUUCAAUGGUGCAAGUUAGUGAUGAAGUUAUGUGUUUAGGUUUCUUGGAUGGAGGAUUGAAUCAAAGGGCUCCAUUUGUUAUUGGGGGUUAUCAAUUGGAAGAUUAUGUUUUGGAAUUUCAUCUAGGCACCUCUAUGCUUGGGAUUUCUUCAUCAUUGUUAAUGGAACAGAGAAAGUGCUCUGAUUUCAAACUGCCUAAAAAGAUUUCUUGAUUGGCCUGGAGUUGCGAGGAAUGCUUGCUACACACUACUCAACAGAAUUGUGUAAGAUAACAAAUUUUUGACUUUUUUCUUAUCCAGUUUGUUGGAUUGACAAAUUGAGACCUUGUGUCCAAAUUUCUCGUCAACUGUUUGAUCGUGAUACUGCUAGCAAGGUUACAAAACUUGGAAUGGACCCUGCCACGAAAAUGGAGCUUGGAAGAGGGAUUCAGUUUUGUAAUGGCCUCUUGUGUAGUGAAAUUCAGCUUACAUUGCUUAUUUGUAAUCUUUAUUUUUGUUAAUCCAAUGUUGAUUCCUUUUGAUAGCUGUUAAAAAAAAAAAAGUACUUAACAGCUAUAUUAAAGCAGAGUAAUUCUCUUCAUGAGUACACUUUGAAAAGGCAGUUUUCAGAUAAGAAAAGAGGACGACGGUAUUUUUUAUA